AUGGGCGAUACACCAGCCCCCGCCAUCAGCACAGAAGCUGUCUACAAGACCGCGGAGUUGUAUCGACAGGAUAGUCGACAAGCCGCAAAUCACCUAAAACAUUCCAGUUACGUGGAUGAUUUGAUUGACUCGUGUUCAAGUAAACCCGACGCGUUAAAGAUUGCCAAGGAAUCCGAGGAUAUCCUUGCCAAAGGAGGAUUUGCUCUAAAGUGCUGGCAAUUCAGUGGCGAAACACAACCUCGCGUGAAAGAAGAGUUGUUAAAAUUGGACCUGCCAGAAAAGAGUGUUGAAAGCUCAGACCAAGGACUAAUAAUGUUAAAAGGAACUGACGAAAACUUACGAGUGCUCGGUCUGGGAUGGAACCAAAAGAAAGAACCACUUUCCGGUGAAAAGAAAGUCCAUGUUGCAGCAGCAUCGAGCAUAGAGGCAUUGUUGAUCGACAAUAGGGCCAUUUAUACGUGACAAAAUAAGUCGCGACUUACAUAAGACGCGACUUAAAUAAGUGGAGUUAUCGCAUAAAUGGUUCUCUACGGCUUUGGUCUUAUUUAUUUGCUAUAGCUAUAAUGUUGUUUUGGUUGUUUUUGUUUUAAUAUGCAAGGCAUUAAAUUUUACGUUGUUUCAAGUUUCUGGCAUGUGUAGUUAGACUUUUUGUCCAAAAUUUCUUAUUUAAGACGCGACUUAAAUAAGAACAGCUAAAAGACCUGUUCUUAAGUAAGACGCGUCUUAUCCAAGACGCGUCUUACAUAAGAAUUUUGUACCUUUUAUACGACAAACUCGCGUCUUACCUAAGUCGCGUCUUAUGUAAGUCGCGUCUUAUUUUGUUCCGUAUAAAUGGCCCUAAUGAACGAUUCAGCAGUAUUAACAAAGCUAUUUGGGUCGUCGCCAGAUUGCUAAACAUUGCGAAGAAGAAUAGUUUUAAAGGCGGAAGGACUCUGUCCAUCUCGGUUAAGCAAUUACAAGAAGCCGAGAACUUUAUUGUUAAAGAAGUUCAGAAAUCAUUUGAAAGUGAACUGACAAAAACUGACCGCAAAGGCAGAAAAGGUGGUCGUUUCGCUUGUUUGAAUCCAGUCCAAGAUGAAAGUGGACUCUGGGUAGUGGGACAGCGCCUGAAGAACAAAAAUUCCAUGACAGUGGAUUCUUCUCUCCAAAAGCUAUUGCCCUACCGACAUGUUUCCAGACUCUUCAUGCAACGAGCUCACACUUCUGGUCAUAGAGGUCGUGAUGCAACCUUAGCACGAUUCCGUCAACUCUACUGGGUAAUCCAAGGAAGCAAACUCGCUCAAUCAAUCAAGAGUAAAUGUCAGAUGUGCAAGCUACGAGAAGCAAAGUUCCUCGAGCAGCAAAUGGGACAACUACCGGAAGCAAGAUUGCAACCAUCUCCAGCUUUCAACCACGUUAUGAUAGAUCUUUUCGGACCCUACUCGGUUCGUUGAAAAGUACAGAAAAGAACAAGUGGUAAAGCGUACGGAGUAAUCUUCACAGAUCUAGUUAUGAGAGCAGUCCACUUGAAGCUGUGUUCGGGUACGAUACUAAAUCAUUCCUAAUGGCCCUCAGCAGAUUCGUCAGCGUUCGUGGUUGGCCCAAAAUCAUAUAUAGUGAUCCCGGAUCACAACUAAUUGGUGCGGAAAGAGAACUCACGGAAACCUGGAAGAGCAUUGACCGACAAUCCCUACAUAAAAGUGGCACAGAGAAUGGAUAUUGACCUGGAUCUUCGGCCCUGCUGAUAGUCCCUGGUACCAAGGAGCUGUAGAAUCCCUGGUGAAGAGUGCCAAGAGAGCUAUUCAUUUCACAAUCAAUAACCAACGUCUUUCAGUCCAAGAGUUCAUGACGGUGUGUAGCGAAGCCACGAGCCUCCUCAAUGAAAGACCUAUCGGAACCCUCCCGGGUGCGGAUUCUGAAUUAAACAUCCUUACUCCCAAAAGCUUGUUACUGGGCAGAGCAACGGCGAAGAAUCCUGGUGGAUGGCAGCCUAACGGUAAUAAUCCAGGAAAGCGUUAUCAUGUUGUCCAGAUCGUGACAGACGAGUUCUGGAAGAAAUGGACGGAGUUAUACGCCCCAGCCUUGGUUAUUCGUCGCAAGUGGAAUACAGCCAACCGUAACCUGCGCCCAGGAGAUGUUGUAAUAAUCGCCGACCGUAAUACCUUGCGAGGAGAUUACCGUUUAGGUAUAGUACAAGAAGUGUUUCCCAGUCAAGACGGAAAAGUUCGUCGAGUAAAUGUGAUGUACAAGAAUUUUCAAAUUCGAGAAAAGGUACAAAAAUACAAAGGACAUAACGAGGCUGUCAUUGUGUCACGAAGUGCUCAGCGAUUAUCGUUAUUAGUACCAGUGGAUAUGGAUCAAGACCAGGAAACCAAGUCGGAAGCAAAAGACAGUGUAUGA
This is a messenger RNA of Paramuricea clavata, 2379 nucleotides long. The record is from the annotation of a GenBank genome assembly. NCBI's taxonomy places the organism in Eukaryota, Metazoa, Cnidaria, Anthozoa, Malacalcyonacea, Plexauridae.